ACGUGACUCUCAUUAGACGGCUCUGGUGCUAGCUACCAACUAACAGUAUCAGCCGUUUGUCCGCAAACAAUCGGACAAAUUGGUUGAAGAAAGACCGCGAUUAAAAUAGAUUUUGUAGCUGCGCUGUAGCUUAAGUUUAUGUCACACAUUGAAGGUUAUUUUGUGUAAUUAGCUCACUUAGCAGGCUAUUGUGCGGUAGCUAGCUGGCUAGUUAGCUCAAGACAACGUCAUAAGAAAGAAAGUGGGAAACAAACGUGGUGGCGCAUUGAUUAAAGCUGCCGCUUUUGGCUGUCUGUCUGUGAAACAAACCACCAGCAGUGCCAGAAUGAAUAUCGCUAAAAGUGGUUAUCGCGUCUUUUCCGCAAACUCUUCUGUAGCGUGCACAGAAUUGGCCAAGAAGAUAACGGAGCGGUUGGGAGUCGAACUGGGAAAGUCGGUGGUCUUCCAGGAGUCCAACAGAGAAACUAGAGUGGAUGUGAAAGAAUCCGUUCGAGGACAAACUAUCUUCAUCAUCCAGACCAUACCGCGAGAUGUCAACACGGCCAUCAUGGAGCUGCUAAUUAUGGCCUACGCCCUCAAGACGUCUUGUGCAAAGAACAUCAUCGGGGUCAUUCCUUACUUUCCCUACAGCAAACAGUGCAAGAUGAGGAAGAGGGGCUCGAUAGUCAGCAAGUUGUUAGCGUCAAUGUUAGCGAAAGCAGGACUAACGCACAUCAUCACCAUGGACUUGCACCAGAAGGAAAUCCAGGGCUUCUUCAGCUUUCCAGUGGACAACUUGCGUGCCUCCCCUUUCUUGAUUCAGUACAUCCAAGAAGAGAUUCCUGAUUACAGAAAUGCCAUCAUCGUGGCAAAGUCCCCGUCAGCAGCUAAGAGGGCUCAGUCCUAUGCAGAGCGCCUGCGUUUGGGUCUGGCUGUGAUUCACGGCGAGGCUCAGUGUUCAGAGUCGGACAUGGCCGAUGGAAGACACUCGCCACCGUGUGUACGCAACACCACAGGACACACCGGACUGGAGCUUCCUCCAGGCAAACAACAAGCUCCGUUCCCCGGCAUAGAGCUCCCAAUAAUGAUGGCCAAGGAGAAGCCUCCCAUCACUGUAGUCGGAGACGUGGGGGGGAGGAUCGCCAUCAUCGUGGACGACAUCAUAGAUGAUGUCGGGGACUUUGUUGCCGCUGCUGAGAUCCUGAAAGAGAGAGGAGCCUAUAAGAUUUACAUCAUGGCCACACAUGGCUUACUGUCUGCUGAUGCUCCACGCCUCAUCGAGGAGUCGGCCAUCGAUGAGGUGGUGGUGACCAACACGGUGCCCCAUGAAGUACAGAAGCUACAGUGUCCCAAGAUCAAGACUGUGGAUGUGAGCAUGAUACUGGCCGAGGCCAUCCGCCGCAUCCACAACGGAGAGUCCAUGGCUUACUUGUUCCGCAACAUCACGGUGGACGAUUAGAGCGAGUCGGAGAGAGGGCGAGGUGGGUGAGACGAUGACUGAAGACGGGUGCUGUGAAGAUAAAUAUGCUAACGUGUUUUGUGUCAGGAUUACAUGUUUCCCAAUUCAUUGAAGGAAGUUCAAAUGUUAAGAAUUACCCAAAGUUAUUUAAGCUAAAGGUGUCAACAUGUGUUGAGAAAUGAGAAUGAGAAAUCUUGUUCUUUUUGAGAAAAGAUGAUAAAGAAGCAAACGAAUGACUUUCACCUUUUGAUGCAUUCUGUCGUAUUUCGAAGCCGCUCCUCGGCCCGCUGCUCUCGCUGCUUUUCCAACUUGAACAAAAGAUUUGUAUUUACAUAAAAGUUGCUUAGUCAUGCACUGCGGUACCUCAUAACUAAUGACUGAGAGAAAGAUGUCUCUAGUAACAGGACUAUAUGCUCUACCAACCAUUCUAAAAGGCUCCUGCCUGCACUCAUGAUCCGGCUGCUCUGUGAUGUCUUUGCGUUUAACGGUGGUGUGUUGUUUCCAACCUCAAAUACAAUGUUGGACAAACUCCGGCUCAUUGGUGCCCAAAUAACGCAGCUGUCUUUGCACCACUUGUGGGAAUGUUUGGUAGAAUGUCCGAUACGACGCAACAAGGUUCUCAACAUCUGUAGAAAUGAAUGAAUCAUCGUUUUAUAUUAUGUAUAUUAGGGGGUCAGUUCAGCAAAAUAUAUUCUCCUAUUUCCUCUGAGAGUUAUCUCCGAGGAGAGUUUUGGUUUAUUGCUGCGUCUGUGCUUCCUGCUGUUAACUGAGUACAGUUGAGUUUAAUGUCAUUUAAUUUAUGAGGCUCAAAUGAUCAAUAUGCUUUGUUUGAAAAUAAUUGACACUGGAUAUAAUCUACAAUGUUCACAGUGAUGUAACUUUAACAUUUCUGUAAAGGUGACUAGUUAAAAGAUUUAAACACCACAGAUGAAGAAACAUGGGUAACGUAUACUGUAGCACUGUUUGAUUUGUAUUAUUACGAUUAUUUCCUUAUUUGGAUGGACUGACCCUUUAAUAAUCUCUCUCUAGCAGCUGACUGAACAGAGCUAUUCUAACAUAGUGCUCAUUUAAGGGCUGAUGGUGUAAACUGUGACACAUAAAAAGCCAAAAGGACACCCCUCGUUAUAGCCAAUUAACUACAAACCACGAAUACUAAACAUCACUGCCGGGUUUCUUCGUGUAUUUCUUUAGUUUGUGUUUUUUAAGGAGGAUUUCCUUCAUUUAAGUGCUUGAGUGAACCUCCGGCUGGGUCUUCCUCAUCAUCGCAGUGCUCUCGUUAUCUGCUGAUGUGACUGAAAGGCUGCUUGUGUACUUUAAACUUAAUUCUCCCGGCUGGAGGUUAGCGGCAGUAAUCCACAGUACAUGACCUUUUCUAAAUGCAAGAAGCAGCCAAGUUCUCAAUCUGAGAAUUCUUCAUUUUGAGAUUUGUAUUGCUCGUGUAUUAAGUGCAUUACAGUAACCAGCAUUGAAUUCUUGAAACCCGAGUGUGUCACCAGCACUUGAACGUACCAGACAAAUUGUCCAACAAUAAAGUGAAUGAUAUGUUUUUAGUAAAUUGGCACUCACCCUCAGUGUGGUGUUGAUUAUCUACAUAAAAACAUCUCUUAGUAAAUGUCAAAGUGAUGCUUAAGAUGAAGUUGGUGUGUUUCUAUACUGAUGCAGCCUUUUGCUCAGGGAGAUGUACUUAUUAAUAAGCCAGUGCACCAUUAUUUCUUCUUCUGUGUGUUUGUUCCGAUUCUAAAACGUCUGUCUUCUAUUCAGCAGAACUGUUGCCUUUGCUUUUUACCGUAUAUUUUAGUUGUGGACACUGGAUUUCUCCUGAGGGCUGUUUGAGAGCUCGAUGCUCGCGCUGGUGUUGUGUUGGAGGUUGUCGGUAUCACAUGCUGUUGCUGUGCAGUCUGAAAUGUUCCCCGUCGUUGGUGUACUUCAUCACGUCUUCUCUGUGUUUGCUUGUCUGUGAUGUUGAGGACGUAUGAUUUUAGACGCUCUCACCUCUCUGUGUAGCUCGACGGCGUUUUGUCUGUGCAUCAAAAUAAAACCGCUGCCUCUUGCUGUGCCUCGUCUCUGACAAAUAAGGAACCUUAUAUAAAAAGCACGACAUGUUUAGACUGUUUGCUACUUAUUGCUUUAAAGUCGGAUGUUAUUAGGCUGGAGUUUGGAAUAGGGAUCUUUUCUUCAAAGAACAUAUUAAAUUGUUGCAUUAAUGUGACGGAAGACAUCUAAAUCUUAGACUAUUUAAUCCUAUUUCUAUCAAAUAUUGAUUUUGAUCAGAAAUUUUAAGAUUUCAGAAAGAUUCAUAGACUAAAUGUUUUAUUUCAGUGCAGAAAAAUUAGCUUUUCCUCUUUAUGUUGGAUGCUCUGAAUCACAUUUUAAUUUGCUAACCUUAUUGUUUUAAGCAGUCUUAAUGUAGACGGUUAUCUGCAGAUAAUUGAGCACAGCUGAAAAGGUAAUAAGAGUCAAAUGUAACUCAACAUGUAAAACACUGUAUAGGUAUAUGAGAAGCCUAUCUUUGAGUUAGACAUUCAGUGCUACAGUACAUCGACGUAAAUCAAAGCACCAGAUGUAGAGAUGGUCAGAGAUCUUAUACUUGUUCAGAACUUCUCAGGUACCUGAACAACACUGAGGAGCUUUGACCAAGUCUAGGAGCAGAGACGAACCCGGAAACACUCAUUUAUGGCAGUAAUUCCAAAUUCUGCUUCAGUCGGUCUCUGAAACUAAUCUGUUGUCUACGUUUCUUCAUCACAUGAGUUAUUGGAAUGGUUUUCAUUCCCUACAGCCGGUCUAUGCUGAAUGGAAAGUUGAGUUCUCACCUGAGCUUUAAGAAGACGGUGUGCCUCUCCGCGUCCGUCCGUGUUCCGAAGCGACCGGUUUGUGUUCUGCUGUGGACCGACCGACGACGGCAGU
Molecule: messenger RNA, 4342 nt
Organism: Anarrhichthys ocellatus (wolf-eel)
Lineage: Eukaryota; Metazoa; Chordata; Actinopteri; Perciformes; Anarhichadidae
Product: phosphoribosyl pyrophosphate synthase-associated protein 1
Exons: 11
Coding region: 326-1438 (370 amino acids)
Biological process (GO): 5-phosphoribose 1-diphosphate biosynthetic process; purine nucleotide biosynthetic process
Cellular component (GO): cytoplasm; ribose phosphate diphosphokinase complex
Molecular function (GO): ATP binding; magnesium ion binding; ribose phosphate diphosphokinase activity
Source: RefSeq, a predicted model, not a curated record